Molecule: messenger RNA, 2347 nt
Organism: Megalops cyprinoides (Indo-Pacific tarpon)
Lineage: Eukaryota; Metazoa; Chordata; Actinopteri; Elopiformes; Megalopidae
Gene: mocs3
Product: molybdenum cofactor synthesis 3
Exons: 13
Coding region: 97-1509 (470 amino acids)
Biological process (GO): tRNA wobble position uridine thiolation; protein urmylation
Cellular component (GO): cytoplasm; cytosol
Molecular function (GO): adenylyltransferase activity; thiosulfate-cyanide sulfurtransferase activity; URM1 activating enzyme activity
Source: RefSeq, a predicted model, not a curated record
GAAGUACGGAUUUGCCUGUGCUUGACAAAUUAUCUUGCUAGCAACUUUUAUAGUUUUUUGUUAUUCUCAGGGAAACGCAUUGCAGGACAGUUAGCUAUGGAUGCAGAGGUUAUCAGCCUGAAAGAACGACUGAUGGAGAAAGAUAAGGAGAUCGCUGCUUUAAAGGAGAAACUUGCAAAAUUACAGACGUUAACCGGGGACAGUAAUUCACUGAUUGAGGUCCAAGAGAAAGUUACAGCCUUAGCGCCUCUGAAAGCGAAGGAGACACUGUCCAACGAAGACAUCAUGCGAUACAGCAGGCAACUUCUUCUUCCUGAGUUUGGUGUGCAAGGGCAGCUGAAACUGGCCCAGACCUCAGUUCUUGUGGUAGGAUGUGGGGGAUUGGGAUGUCCUCUUGCACAGUAUCUGGCUGCUGCAGGUAUUGGGCGUCUGGGCCUGCUGGACUAUGACGAGGUGGAGCUCAGUAACCUGCACAGACAGGUACUUCAUGGGGAGGACACUAGGGGGCAGCCCAAAGCCCUGUCUGCAGCUCAGGCCGUUAGAAGACUGAAUCCGACGGUGCAGUGUGUUCCCUAUCGCUUGCAGCUCUCUCAUGAGAACGCCCUCCAGCUCAUCCAACAGUAUCCUCCUUGUUUCCCCCUCAUGUACGACAUUGUGGCGGACUGUUCGGACAACGUGCCUACUCGCUAUCUGGUGAACGAUGCCUGCGUUCUGAGCGGCAAGCCCCUGGUGUCGGCCAGCGCUCUGCGGAUGGAGGGACAGCUCACAGUGUAUAACUACCUCGGAGGACCCUGCUACAGGUGCUUGUACCCUGUACCCCCGCCCGCCGAAACAGUGACCAACUGCUCUGAUGGGGGUGUCCUGGGUGUAGUGCCAGGGAUCAUGGGCUGCCUUCAAGCUUUGGAGGUCCUGAAGAUUGCCUCCGGACAAGGGUCUUCCUGCAGGCAGCAGCUGCUGAUGCUGGACGCCCAGGAGGCCCGGUUCCGCUCGAUCCGGCUCCGGCCACAGCAGGCGGGUUGUGCCGUGUGCGGGGAGAACCCCACCGUGACAAGCCUGCAGGACUACGAGAAGUUCUGCGGCUCCGCGGCAACAGACAAGUGCCGAAGACUGUGCCUUCUCUCUAAAGAACAGAGAAUAUCUGUCCAGGAGUACAAAGAGAUUGUGGAUGGGGGUAGUCCUCACCUCCUACUGGAUGUGCGCCCCCUAGUGGAGGUCGACAUCUGCCGGUUGCCCUUUUCUCUCACCAUUCCUCUGGCCAGCUUAGAGGACAGGAAACCUGAACAUGUUAGACUGUUACAAGAGAAGAUAACAGAGACAGAACAGCAGAUGAAGGUAGAAUCCCACGUUCCAGUGUAUGUGAUCUGCAAGAUGGGCAAUGACUCCCAGAAGGCAGUCCAAGUCCUGCAGCAAAUGUCCGGUUCAGAGUUGGAGUGCAUCGCUGCCAAAGACAUCCGUGGAGGACUGAUGGCAUGGGCCCAGAAGAUCGAUCCGUCCUUCCCACAGUACUAACUCGAAUGGCUUCAAGCUUGUCUAUAUUUACAUAUUUUAGUCCAUAUUAAGGACCUACACUCUCCCAGCGGUUAGUCUUCAACCCAGUUUACUCUUACAUGUUCAACUUAGAAGUCUGGUAAUGACUGUUCAUGGACCUACAAGUUCUCUCUUGUUAGCGGUAAUCCCAGCCUUUUAACUCCAAGGUUGUUAACACGGGGAAUAUGCAAUGGAAGCUAUCUGUAUUGUUGCAUUCCUCAUACACAGUGCUGAUUUGAAAGUGCAGUCUUGUAUUGUUUGUGACAAAAUGAGUGGAUUUACCCAGGACAGUUUUUCUGCAGCAGUGCGAUACAAAAUGAAAGCAAACAUCAUGUGUACGGAGUACUCAGAUUAACAAGAUAUUUCACUUGACAAUAAAAUGGUCCAACAGUUGUUUAGCUACAAUUUCAGUCAUUGCCGUUCUGCCUCUAAUUUAUAAUUAUGGAGGUGAGGGUAUUUUCAGAGUGCCUUAUAACUUUGUAAAUUGGGAAACAUGGGUGAAUGGAAAUGUUCCUAUUCUAAAUAGCACAGUGAGGAUUGGCAAAAACAUAAAAAUAAUGAAAAGAAAAAACUGCACUACGGCACUUUCACGUACCAGUUGGUAGAGCUUCCACAAUGUGAAUGUGUAGGCAUAUCUGCUGUUUUCUUUAGUAUUUAAUCACAGAGUUUAAGCAAGGUAAACAAGAACAUAUUAAAUAUACGCAAUAUACAAGCCUUUUUGUAUUGUGUGGAGUAAGUGGAAUUGGCUAGAUAUUUUCCAUGAGAGUAUGAAGUAGCACAUUCUAAAAUGCGGCUUGAGAAAACUCGACAUCUGUACACA